ACACACCAUCGCCCCUACAUGUAGUGUACGUAGCCGUCAGCACAGCGAAAACUCCUGUUUACAUUCCAGCGUUUUCUUUACAUUAUUAGAAUCAUAUAGAAUAGGUGGCAAAAUGGCGGAUGGUACUAUUGAGAUUCAGCUAAGAAGAUUUGAUACAAGUCAGCCAUGGGGGUUCAAGAUGCAAGGUGGUGUGGACACUGGCUGUCCAAUCCACGUGGCUCAGGUAAACCCCAAGAGCGUGUCUGGUCAAGCUGGUCUGCAGAACGGUGACCUCAUUGUAUGUAUAGGAAAUAUGGACGUAACCGGAUCUACUCAUCAAAAAGCACGUGACGAAAUGAUCCGUAGCGGAAAUGAAGUCGACCUUCAAGUGAGGAGAGGAGGCGUGGCAGUGAAAUCUGCACCUCCACCGGAACCGGAACCGGAAGAUGGAGGUUCUUACCGCGAUGUGCAACCCAAGACUUACCAAAUACUUGAGAAGGAACUCCCACAGGCUGCAGCAACAGGAGCAAGACCAGCAUCCAUCUUUGACAGGAAGAAGCAACAAAGAUCAGAAUAUACGAAAACCGAUAAAUCUGGAUACAUGAAAGCAUAUGGUCAGCAAUGAAACGGAGUUAUUUCCCUUGGAUACAAGUAAAAAUAGUCUCAAACCAAAGACACGUAGAACCGGGUGGUUCCUAUGUAAAAACUACAAAGCAGAAGAAGACAAAGUGUAUAGAACCACCCUGGCUAUAGAAACGUCGUGUUUAAGAUCAAACCUUCCUGGAAGUAUACAGACGUGAACGAAUUAAAUUAUGAAAACCAAUUUUAGGAAGAUAAAGACUUCCUAAAUCCAUGUUUUGGAAUUUGUGUGUGAUGGUGAAUUUGGAAGCAACCUUAGUGACGUACAAUGUUUUAUCGACUGUUGCAAUGACGUCAGAUCCGUGUGAAUGUAAAUUAUCGUCUAUUUUGCUCUUGAAGAAAGUCUGUCAGUUUACGGUUUUAAUAUGGCCCUAAUGACGUCAAUUUAAUGUCGUGUUAUAUGACGUCCGUUAUAUCAAUUAUUUUAGUUUUGAUAUAUUGACAAACAUCUGCGUAUAUAUAACCUCACUUACCAUCGGUUAAAGGGGAACAUCUUACAUUUGUGCAAAAUACAAUACAGUUGAGUGAAUAUAUGCGGCUGCAAAUUAAACAUGUGAGGAUAUUUAAAAAAAUAUUGUAAAUAACAGAAUAAUUCAUGGCUAAUUAUAUUAAAACUAUUUUCUUAUUUUCGUGUUGACAAAUAAAAUGAAAGAUGUUUUUAUUUAAGUUUAAAAAAUCUUAUCAGAAAUAAUUCUGUAUAAUUUGUCGACAAAAUUAUUUAACGACAUUGGUAAACAUCAUUAUUUGAAUUAUAAUUAAACGGUUUAAUGUGUUGUGAUAUAUGUUUCUAUGUAUGCUUUUAUAUUUCUAUGCAAAGUUUAUUUAUUUGCCAAUAAAAUAAUACAAGUUUGUUA
Molecule: messenger RNA, 1472 nt
Organism: Pecten maximus
Lineage: Eukaryota; Metazoa; Mollusca; Bivalvia; Pectinida; Pectinidae
Product: PDZ and LIM domain protein Zasp-like
Exons: 4
Coding region: 113-604 (163 amino acids)
Biological process (GO): muscle structure development; actin cytoskeleton organization
Cellular component (GO): adherens junction; stress fiber; filamentous actin
Molecular function (GO): muscle alpha-actinin binding; actin binding
Source: RefSeq, a predicted model, not a curated record